This is a messenger RNA of Malania oleifera, 3370 nucleotides long. RefSeq lists its product as uncharacterized. The transcript has 7 exons. Lineage: Eukaryota; Viridiplantae; Streptophyta; Magnoliopsida; Santalales; Ximeniaceae. Bases 125 to 1642 code for a protein of 505 amino acids. Gene Ontology annotation, molecular function: nucleic acid binding; zinc ion binding. The record is from RefSeq and is a predicted model, not a curated record.
GACACUGACAGCGGUUUUGCAACGGCGAACAUUUUUUACGAAACUAGUUUGAUAGUUGUCAAUUUUCGUCAUUCCUUUGCAGCACAACUAGGGUUAGGUUAGGGUCCGGGUUCCGGCUUCCGGCAUGGGAAGGAAACAGAAGGAGAAGGCGAAGGCGAAGUUCGAGUUCGAAGCUGAAGAAGAAUUAGAAGAAACGGCGUCGGUGCCCGUGAUCUCAUUGUGCAGCAGCGACGAUGAGGAGGCCAACGAAGACCUAAGUCUCGGAAUCGUCGAGAAAUCCUUGAUGUUGCGAGCUGCCAAGACGGCUCGAAACGGGGUGGUGUCAGACCUCCCCGACGACAGUGUUUGUUUCGGCUCCGGUGGUGUCAUUGAUCUCUCUUCAUCUUCUACUUCAGAAACUGCACUGGGGGUAGAUCCCGAGGGAAUCCCCGGUGAUGACGAUAUAGUCAUUGGCGUUAAUAAUAAGCAGAAAAGCAAGAAGGAAAGUCGGAAGAAAAAGAAGAAGAAGGCGAAGACAAUUGGAACGGAGGAAACAGUUGUUGCUUUGGAGGAAGCCAAGAAGGCUGAAGUUGGAAACAUAGAGUCGGCUAGCUUGGAGAAACCAGAUGCUGUGGUAUCUGACAAUAUUGUGCUCCGAAAGCUUCUUCGAGGACCAAGAUAUUUUGAUCCUCCAGAUAGUGGUUGGGGGGCUUGCUAUAACUGUGGCGAGGAAGGUCAUGUAGCAGUGAAUUGCACAGCAGCUAAGCGGAAGAAACCAUGUUUUAUUUGUGGAAGUUUAGAACACAAUGUGAAGACUUGCAAAAAGGGACAAGACUGCUUUAUUUGCAAAAGUGGCAGCCACCGUGCAAAAGAUUGUCCAGAAAGACUCAAAGGCAGCUUUUUGAGUUCAAAAAUAUGUUUAAAAUGUGGAGAUCUUGGGCAUGACAUGUUCUUGUGCAGGAAUGAUUAUUGCCCAGAUGAUCUUAAGGAAAUGCAGUGUUACAUUUGUAAGAGUUAUGGUCAUCUGUGCUGCAGCAAGUUUGCUGGUAAUGAUCCAAGAGAAGUUUCUUGUUAUCAAUGUGGCAUGUUGGGACAUACAGGUUUGGGAUGCACAAGGUCAAACAGAGAGAACAUGGGUGUGGGGUCUCUUAGCUCAUGCUACAGGUGUGGCGAAGAAGGUCAUUUUGCACGGGAAUGCACUAAGGCUGGCAAGAAAAAUCGAGAGUCAUCAACCCCAAGUAGGAAAUUCUCCAAAGAAGAUAGAGAAUACUUGGGAUUCAGGUCCGCACCUCAUGAUCUUGGCAAGCCUGUUAAGAAGAAAAGAAUCCGAUAUGAAGACAAGAGCAUUACAACAUCAACCUCACGUAAAGCAAAACGGAGGGGUGGCUGGAUUGCAGACGAUCCUGCAGACUUCUCACCUGAAAAAGUUAAAAGGAAGAGUUGGAGGUCUCCUGUAACACCAACUAAGAAAAAUCACCGAAUUUCCUCCUUAACUUCUGGCAAUUAUGGUUCAAGUUCGCCUACUUUCAGAACAACACGCAAGUUCACUCUUCAAACGUCAACUUCACAAGGAUCAGCAAAGGCUAGUCGACAUAAAUUUUCAGCUGCGAGGUUUAAUAAUUCUGGCGGUGACAGGAUAAGGAGAAACUAUGAUUGGUGGUAGAAACCUCAAUUCAUGUAAAAAUUAGUGCCAUAGGAGCCAACAGUUUUGGGAAGAAAUAGAUGCUUGGAGUCCUCCUGAGUGCCUUCAUGUUUUUCACUGGCGUAAGUAUCUCUCCCUUCAUUCAUGCUAAACUGCUUUCUUUUAGUUUCUGGAUGUGCAGGGCUUGAUUUUAUUCCUGUGAAAUGAAAAAAGCUUGUUUAUCAGGUUUAUUUAAGCUAAUUAAUAUGCUGUUUUGUGUUUUCCUCUGGUUUCGUCAGGCUUGAUAUAUUAUAUUACCUUUGAAAGACACCAGUCAUGCAUUUGUAUUGGUUUACAUUAAACUCAUUUGCUUUGUUUCUGGAUAUUCUUUUUGUUGGUGCCUAUCAUGUUUUGAUUUUACAUCUUGUCUAAUCUUUUUUUUAUUAUGGUUUCUAUUUUCAUAAAACGAAAAUAGAAUUCUUUCACUAUAUAUGAAAAAUAAAGAAUUUCUGUUUUGCCUUUUAACUGGUUAGUCAUACCUCUGUGCAUCAAACACACUGUCUAGAGCCCAAAGACACCUGUGUAGCAGAAGCUUUUAUAUGCAUGGGUAGGCUGGGAUCACAACAGGUUAUUUAGGAAACGCUGUUGUGUUCUAUGGAGAAACUAUAUGAAUAUGCUUCAAGGGAUAUUCUGUUUCAUUCAGUGUUUUUUUUUUUAGAGAGAGAGAGAGAGCAUUGAUGACUGGGGCAUAGCUGGAAGAGUGGAAGGUGGCUGUUGGCUAGAAUUUUUUUACUUUUUAUUUGCAAUCUAGUAAUCAGUUGGAUUACUUCAUUUUCUCUUUUUAGCCUUUUUUUUUUUUUUAAAAAAAAAAAUUGAUUUGUCCUACAUAUUCCUUGGAGAUUUGUUGUGUUCUGGUAUAAGAAUGGAAACGGGAUGCUUUGCUGUGUUUGGUAUGUGGUGUGAAGUGAGCAUGCUUAGUUUGCAAUUUUGUGUUGUUGGGAAACAAUCGUCAAAGUUACUCAUUGAAUUGUGUUUGUGAUGAUGCAAGUUGCAUGUGCAUAAAAUGAAUACUGUUUAAUUUGGAAAUUAAUUGUAGUGGAAACGAGAUAAAAUUUUAACAAAUAAAUAGAAGCAAAUUCGAAGGAGAAUGCCAGAAAAAAUGAGUGAAGAGAGUUCAAGCCUACUCUAAUAGUCAUCUACUUUAGUUUCCUGCAUUAGAAAGGAUUUCUGUCUGUUUCCAUAUAUUUUUACUUUUUGUUAUUUUGGUGUCUACACGUAAUUCAAUACCAUACCGGACGAUCUACUUAUCCCAGUCAAUUUUCUCCUUGCAAAAUCCUAGAUGGUGUAAAUAUUUGCCGUCUCUCAUCUUAGUUUAUUUAUUCAUUCAUUUUACCUUUCUACAUUGGUAACGUAACGUAUGUAAUCUCUUCAUGACGAUUAAUGGGCAUAUUUCGUGUGCAGUGCUCGGAAUCGGUUGCCUGGCGGCUGUAAGCACAAGAUCCAAGAUAACCCCUCGUUAGGGAGCUGUGGAAUUCUCAUAUGGCACUGUUGAAUGUUGAGCUUACCUCAAUGUUAAAAUAUUUUUUUAACUAUUUUUUUUAGAAUUAUUUUCUGAUGUUGUCUUGGUUUAAGGCUUUUACAUAUUGAGAAUGAUAAACGCCUUGAACCAUUCUUAUUUGGAUUCUUGGAUGUGUGAGUUCACUUUUUCUUGGUGAUUAUUUUGUAUCUUGGUAAUUUUUAUUUAUCUAGAGCCCCGCAUGUUUCUGAGAA